AUGUUAUCAAGAACAAUUAGGGAGGCUUGGGCACAUGAACAAUCUGAACGACCAAGCACUUAUGUUUUAAUAUCGAGCUUAAAGAAUGAUCCAUUUGAACGUGAUGAUAUUUCUCCUCUUAUUCCUCCAUUAGAGGAUGGUCUUAGGGCUUAUAGAGAACGAGAAUGCUUUGAAAUCCAUGCUGAACCUGGUUAUCCUAAUUGCCAAGUAUUGGAAAGGUUACUACUUAAAAUAAAGGGCAAUAGAAGCAAUGCACAACUAUUUGUGAUGUUAGAAGCUAAUAGUGACAGAGUUCCAUGCCUGAAUAAAGCCGUUAUUAAUGGAAAUCAUUGGCUGUGGCGAUUUAUUCUUGAAUGGAAAACUUGGCACUAA
This is a messenger RNA of Dentiscutata erythropus, 372 nucleotides long. NCBI's taxonomy places the organism in Eukaryota, Fungi, Glomeromycota, Glomeromycetes, Diversisporales, Gigasporaceae. The record is from the annotation of a GenBank genome assembly.